CACUGGGGCUUACUGAAGACCAAGGAAGGACAAUGUGCUGAUGUUAAACCUAAUGCACCAACAGUCUGAAAUGGCAGCGCAAGGAGUUGCUAAAAGGGUUGCAAGAAGCGUUUGAGGAAAGCUCCAUGGAAAUGUGUGAACGGAAUCCUUUAAAUCCCGGCUAUGUUGGUUCUCUGUUGAAUUUUGCUCCCCCUGAGUCGCUGUAUUUCUCCAACUUGCGGGGUAAUGGAGCCCAUAUACCCGGGCUUCAUCAGAUCCCUUACAAUAGGAGAGAGGUGUGCACGCUCCCGUGGACUUCCUCAAGUUCGUGCACGUCUGGACCAACCGCACCACCACAGAGCCGCGCCUUUGGAGGCUACUGUCCGCCGUUUCUUUCCAACUCGGUGUCUAUUAACUCCUCCAGCAGCCACGUCAAGGCGCAUUUGGAGGAUUCCGCUCGAUGCUUCCAGGACGCAAACCUCAAAACAGAAGAGUCUGGUAGACAAGAUGAAGUUUACGCAGGGGAGCACGGAGCCGCCACCGACUGCGGCUAUUCAGACCUGGACAGCCGGUCACACGGUUCUGUGGCCCAACUCGGUCCGGAUUCAGCACGUCGACUAAAUGUGAACGGCCCCAAACAGCAGAAUCCAGUUCACCCAUCAGCAAGUAACACAUGCUCCAGGACCACCUUUGCUGAAGGUGCGCCAUGGUGCACAUCACAAGUGAGAACCAGAAAGAAGAGAAAGCCUUACUCGAAGCUACAGCUGGCUGAACUUGAGAAUGAAUUUAUGAUGAAUGAAUUCAUCAACAGACAGAAACGGAAGGAGUUAUCAGACAGACUGGAUCUGAGCGACCAACAAGUGAAAAUAUGGUUUCAAAACCGCAGGAUGAAGAAGAAACGACUGCUGAUGCGCGAACAAACGUUCGCCGCUUAUUAAUGACUUCUCGCCCUUGAUCAUGACCAGCAGAGAAUCAAUAGCAGGACAGAAUAUUGUGUUGUGCUGUGAAAUGCUGCAGCGCAUCACAUGCCAUUUCGGUUUGUGGCAUGGACUUGUAUUUAUAAAUAUGUGUAAAAUGUUUAUAUUCCUGUCACAGUAGUUUCACUGCAGUUUUACCCAGUCACAACAAGUUCAAUGGUAAUUGAAAUUAGAGGUAAUACAAAUAUGCAGUCAAGAUUCAGGUGAAUGACUUUGAGAUUCUCCAAAUGCGCAAUAGUAGGCCCUGGCUCCUGGUGGGCACAGCCGCGAUAUUAAUAAACCUAUAAGAUUAUUUCUUUCUCAUCCAACACAAACAGACUUAUUUAAACAUGACUAUAAUUAUGUGUUUUGUUUUUUUUGUUUUUUUGUAUGAUGGCCUGCGCAUGUAGUGUGGGCCUAACGUGAAAGCAAACAGUCUGCGCUCAAGUUCAUGUUUACAAGCAGAUUAAACGUUAAGAAAAGUCAAUAUUGCAAAUUAUAUACAAUUGCAUGCCUAUUUCCUAAUUGCUAUUAUUCAGCUGAAUGCCUGAUUUCCCCCCAUUGUAUUGUAAAUCUGCAUAAACAAGUAAAGUUGCAUUGCUUUUACUCUAUCUGGCCGCGUCCACAUUCAAGUUCGAGGAAAAGAUUUUUUGCGCCGCAUUGUGCAACAAAGUGUUUAUUUGAGACGCGUGCAAAACAAGCGAGUUUGUGGAUGUGAAACAUGAUAAUGGUGUUGGUUCAAAGGCAUUAUAACUGUUGUAAUUUAAGUGUGGAUUUUAUUGUCAGACCUGGUUUUGUGUUGCUAUACAAACAAAUGAUUGUACAAUGUUUGCACCGGAGUCACUCUUGCUUUGUGAAUCCGGUCUUUAUAAAUACAUAAUUAAUGAAACUAUAUUUCACUUUUAAAUGAAAGUAUAUUUUAAUUGGAUUAAUUUAAAAAUAAUUCCAGGAAGUGUGCUGCAUUAUUGGUAAAGGAUAAGAAUACGCAUCAGAACAGCCACGUUUUUACGCAAGAACGAGAGAUUUUGUAAAGUGGACGCA
This is a messenger RNA of Thunnus maccoyii (southern bluefin tuna), 1976 nucleotides long. It is a transcript of the gene hoxd10a, whose product is annotated as homeobox D10a. Gene Ontology annotation, molecular function: DNA-binding transcription factor activity, RNA polymerase II-specific; RNA polymerase II cis-regulatory region sequence-specific DNA binding. Bases 126 to 917 code for a protein of 263 amino acids. The transcript has 3 exons. The record is from RefSeq and is a predicted model, not a curated record. Gene Ontology annotation, biological process: regulation of transcription by RNA polymerase II. Lineage: Eukaryota; Metazoa; Chordata; Actinopteri; Scombriformes; Scombridae. Gene Ontology annotation, cellular component: nucleus.